Messenger RNA from Puccinia graminis f. sp. tritici CRL 75-36-700-3, 531 nucleotides. RefSeq lists its product as uncharacterized. The coding region runs from base 1 to 531 and encodes 176 amino acids. Lineage: Eukaryota; Fungi; Basidiomycota; Pucciniomycetes; Pucciniales; Pucciniaceae. The transcript has a single exon. The record is from RefSeq and is a predicted model, not a curated record.
AUGUCUGUCUGUUGUUUCGAAGCCCUCAGAACAUCCUCCUCCUUUCAUUCCAUCCCCUUGCAAUUACUUUCAAAACUUACAGCGCCCAGUGACGAAGUGAGAUGGAUCCAUCCACACUUGCAUUGUUGUACUACAACACGAGCAGCGGUACAAUACAUCGACCAUCUCCCGGCGCCAGUCGAAGAUGUCUCAGGUGCUCUUUCAGCCUCGGUUUGGUCAGCUGCAGCUUCCCCCAUAUCGUCAAGACUCCCCGUUUCACAUCCUUGCGAUUUAUGUAACAGUGAUCGCUUGCAGAAAGCGUUCGAAGACGCCAGACCGAGAGUCCGCCGCGUCCUUCGAUUACAAGAGACCGCAUCUGUUUGCGAUCCCAAGUGCGGUUUCCCCCGUUGGCUGAGAGAUCUAUGCUCUCUUCCUGUUGGUCGCCAUACUGACGUCUCAGGCGUUUGUGACUAUGGUUUUGAUCAGGAGCUUGGGAUGAAACAUGGCUUCAAGCACUCGUCGGCCUUUGCUGAACUGUUCUCUUGGGGAUAG